AUGGAUCAACCUCAAGACUCUGGCAUCAAAAUCUACAACAACGCCGUGUACGGCGACCCACCUGACCCCGAGGACCAUCCUAAGCCGAACUCCGCCGCUUCCUCCUCCUGCAUGGGCUCCAACCCUAAACCACCUUCUUCAUCCCUCCCUCUCGUCCGUCUCAACCACGACCAACUCCACGGUCGCAAACGACGCGCCGUCGCAAAGGGAGUCCAGAAAACCAUCUCCAAAACCUCAAUGCUUGUCAACUUCCUCCCCACCGGAACCCUCCUCACUUUCGAGAUGAUCCUCCCUGCCAUCUACCGCAACGGAGAGUGCACCACCGUCACUACCAUGAUGACUCACGUCCUCCUUGGAAUCUGUGCCCUCUCCUGCUUCUUCUUCCACUUCACCGACAGUUUCAAAGGCCCUGAUGGGAAGGUGUACUACGGCUUCGUGACGCCGAGGGGGUUGGCGGUUUUCAAGCCGGGGCUGAAGGUGGACACGCCCAAGGAUGAGAGGUAUAGGGUGGGGUUGACAGACUUCGUUCAUGCCAUAAUGUCAGUGAUGGUGUUCAUGGCGAUUGCGUUCUCAGACCGGCGCGUGACCGAGUGUAUGUUUCCCGGGCACGAGAAGGAGAUGGAUGAAGUGAUGGAGAGUUUCCCGUUGAUGGUGGGAAUUGUUUGCAGUGGCUUGUUUCUUGUGUUUCCUACUUCUCGCCAUGGAAUUGGCUGCAUGUCUGCAUGA
Messenger RNA from Argentina anserina (silverweed cinquefoil), 726 nucleotides. RefSeq names its product protein DMP8-like. The transcript has a single exon. Lineage: Eukaryota; Viridiplantae; Streptophyta; Magnoliopsida; Rosales; Rosaceae. Gene Ontology annotation, biological process: endomembrane system organization. The record is from RefSeq and is a predicted model, not a curated record. The coding region runs from base 1 to 726 and encodes 241 amino acids.